Molecule: messenger RNA, 1785 nt
Organism: Drosophila obscura
Lineage: Eukaryota; Metazoa; Arthropoda; Insecta; Diptera; Drosophilidae
Gene: Cdk4
Product: cyclin-dependent kinase 4
Exons: 7
Coding region: 331-1284 (317 amino acids)
Biological process (GO): regulation of gene expression; protein phosphorylation; G1/S transition of mitotic cell cycle
Cellular component (GO): cytoplasm; cyclin-dependent protein kinase holoenzyme complex; nucleus
Molecular function (GO): cyclin binding; cyclin-dependent protein serine/threonine kinase activity; ATP binding
Source: RefSeq, a predicted model, not a curated record
UGGCAGAGCAGGCAACAGUAACAUGAAUAAAUCAUAACUAAAGCUGAGUAAAGCCGCUCUCUCUCCGAUCGCCUGAGCAUAAAAUAUAAGCAAUAAAACGGAAAACAUUAACAUUAGCCGGCACAGAACCCCCCCAGAGGUUCAAUGACCUCUCAGCAGCGCCGGAGCGGAGGCGUCUGUUCAUAGAACAAACUAGAGGCCGAGUAUUUCGAGCCUAUUAACACCUGUCACACUGCAGGCUCUGUCCAGCCCGUUAUACAUAUGUGUGUGAAAGUUCGUGUCUCCACGUAAACCCAACCAAGAAGCCAAAGCAAAAAUAAGCAUAUACAAAUGUCUCAAUCGCCCCAACACAAGCGCCAGAAGAUGUCCCAUGGAAGAAAAUUUGGCGAAGGGGACCCGUUUAACUACGAAGAGCUCAACAUCAUUGGAACAGGCGCCUAUGGGACUGUAUACAGGGCCCGGGACACAAUUACGGGCAACAUUGUGGCCCUGAAGAAGGUCCGCAUCGCCCUCAACGAGAACGGAGUGCCAAUGUCCACGCUGCGGGAGAUCUCCCUGCUGAAGCAGCUCAAUGCCAGCGAUCACGCCAACAUUGUCAAACUGUUCGAAGUAUGCCAGUUUCUGGAGCGCGACGGGCAACUGAUGAUUCUCUUGGUCUUUGAGCACCUGGAGCAGGAUUUGUCCGACCUCAUCGAGCGUCUGCCCAAAUCGGGCAUGUCCCCCACCACAAUCCAGCGUCUGUCGCGUGAGCUCCUAACCGGCGUGGACUUUCUGCACUCGCAUCGCAUCAUCCACCGCGAUCUGAAGCCGCAGAAUCUGCUGGUCUCCGCGCAGGGCCGUCUGAAGAUAGCCGAUUUUGGCCUGGCAAAGACAUACGACUCCGACAUGAAGCUCACAUCGGUGGUGGUUACGCUCUGGUACCGCUCUCCCGAGGUGCUGCUUGCCCAGCCCUACAACAGUUCCGUGGACCUCUGGAGUGCCGCCUGCAUCAUCUUUGAGAUGUUCAACCGGAAGGCUCUGUUCCCGGGCACAUCGGAGAAGAACCAGCUGGAUCGGAUAUUCGAGUUGACGGGACGACCCACAGAUCAGCAGUGGCCCAAAACCAUCUCUGUGACACGGGAACAUUUCCCCCACCGCCUUCCCAAGCGGCCACGUGACUUUUGUCCCAACCUGUGCGAGUGCUCCGACGACCUGUUGAAUCAAAUGCUCUCGUACGACAUAACUAUGCGCCCAUCGGCCCUGGUUUGUCUAGAGCACGAGUACUUCACGCAGGAGCCGCUUUAAGGCAGGGCCGCCGAUUGGUACGAUGGACAGAGCUCCCAGACGUGGUCGGGUGGAGUUCGUACCCAUUGGAUGGCCGCAACCAGUGUUUUGUUCUUGUCAUAAUGUUCCUUUAAAUGCAGUCCAGCAUGUCGUUCAUUUUCCAGUCUAGGUACAGCUCCUGCAGCAGAGCACCAGAAUGAAUAAAAUACCUUAAAAUGUUUGUAGUCGUAAGUUAAGUGUAAAAUGUGCGCUGUAGAUAGCCGCUAAAUCCCUAAAUGUGAAACGAUUCUCGGGGAAGAUCAGUCCCCAAUCGAAAUGUGAUACAACAAGUUCAGGAAUACAUUAUACAAUUUCAAAAUUUUGUACAGCAACAGAAAUCUAUAUUUUUGUGUGUAUAUGCACAAAUAUGUUUGUACAUAUCUAAAUAUACAAACAUACAUACAUAUAUGCAUUGAUACAUAAUUUGUUAUAGAUCGUAAGGAACAUAAAUAAAAGUACAGCCCCUCUAUUCGGGCUGUUGAG